Molecule: messenger RNA, 2781 nt
Organism: Podospora anserina S mat+
Lineage: Eukaryota; Fungi; Ascomycota; Sordariomycetes; Sordariales; Podosporaceae
Exons: 1
Coding region: 1-2781 (926 amino acids)
Source: RefSeq, a predicted model, not a curated record
AUGGCCACCCUCACAGACUCGGAGGUUGAGAAGCUCUUCUCGGGAGCACCUCAGUACUUUGCCCGCUCCGAGGGCCACUACACCGGCGCACCUCACCCCUCGGUUGCCUUUCCCUGGGACGAGUCUCUCGAGAUCAGGGAUCUCACAGACCACACGCAGAUCGAAGACAAGGCCUGGGGCUGCGUCACGGCUUGGCCUCACAUCACCCGCGAUGUCCACGCCGACCGGUCCACCGCCCAGCGGGCCUCGGAGCAGAAACGCCGAGCUCACUUUUACCCCCGCUGCCGCGAGCGGCCGAACAUGCUGAGCAUGUUUGGGCUGGAAAAGGGCAGCCUGGGAUACCAAGCCGCACUGGAGCUGUCGGUAGCAGACGCGCUCCAGGAAGAGCAAUGGGGGUUUGAGAGCAUUGGCACGAGGACCCCGGCGGUGAUUGAGCAGAGGCAAAAGAUGCUGACGUCCAAGGACGGGCUGAGACAUAUUGAGGAGAGUCUGAUCAUGGAGCAGCUGAUCAAGAAUGGGGCGAGGUAUACGGAGAAGCACUUGCGGGAGAAGAGGGUUUCGAGCGAACUUUACAAUGAGUUGUUCCUCCAGAUUCUCCACCCGCCGACGAAGGUGCUGGACCACCGGGAUCCGUACAGUCUUGCCGUGCAGAUUUCGGCCUUGGUCAAGGUGCUGGCGGCCCCGAACAUGUGGAUUGAUUUCUCGCACGUGGAGUGGAGAAUCAGGUUGGGACAGCUGCUGUGGGGGAAUGAUUUGGGGGAUGAGGUGGAUGAUGGGGCUUCGAUCGGGACGGGAGAUUCGUCGGGCGACAUCUUUGAGGAGAGGUAUUGGUUGCUGAUGCAGAUCUUGCUGGCUUGUGAGUUGCUCAUCAGGUUGGAUGCAAUCACGGAGGGAGACGAGUUGGGAGUGGAGAGUAUUCGACCGGCGGAGAUUUUGCGGUUCGAGAGAGAUGCGAACAAGUCGGUGAAGUGGUCGCUCAUCCUUGCAAGAGCUUGGUUGGAAAACAUCGAGGUCGUCAAGACAGAGGGCGCGGAGAGGUCAUCAGAUGAGAAGCCUUCUUCUGGGUGGUUGGCUUCGUUGACCAAACGCAUGUCUCUGUCUCGCGAACACGGGCAUGGACAUGGACAUGGCCAUAAAAAUCAUCACCAUGAUCCGGCCUAUCUCAUCAGAGGAAAGCACGUGCAGCGUCAGCUUAAGGGCCUGGAGCAUUUUGCCAGGAGAUUGUGGUGGCCGGAUGAGAAGUCCUAUGUCUCGACAAUCUCUGACAACUGCCGCGCCGUGGUGGAAGGCACUCCGUUGACCACACCCCUCGCCAGUCCGAGCAGCCGAGCCGACAGUCAACGCUCGUCGUAUUUUACGGUCCCUAGACCCAAUUCGAAGUCUCGUCGGGCGGCAUCCAGACGAAGAAAGAUCUCGGCUGCACUGCACUCUUCUGGCUGGCUUUCCAAGAGCUAUGUGUCCGGCCUGAUGUUGCCCGGGGAAGGACUGUGCCAUUUCUUGAUGGCAACUCUGCUGGAGAACGACCCAGAAGCCAUGGCGAGGCUGGGCCCCAUGGCAAACCUCUGUGCUGGGUUCGUCUACUCUGGCAAGAGCUUCUGGAGCACUGCUUGCAUCGUCGGCCGUGUGCUCGCUGCAGGCAAGGGUGCCGUAGAAUGCAUGGGAUGGAUUUCGAGUGACGUCACACCUCUUGGGCUUGGAGACGGCUGGGUCAACAUCGAAGUCGAAGAGACUGCCGAAGACGCCCUCCAUGUCGACAAGAAGGCUCGCCUCUGGGGCAAGCGCGCCAUUGAAAACGAAUCCAACGUUCUCGGUGACGCCGACCCUUCUUCUGUUCUGCCGGCGGACUUUAUCAUUCCAUUUGAAAACAUUUACCGGGACAGGGUCCCGCCUAUGAUUCACAUCGGCUUCGAGGCAUUGCAGCUUUGCGCGCCGGCCGAUUCGGUGCACACCACACCUAGUGAGAGCAACGGAGUAACACCGGUUUCAGAAGUCAGCAGCCGGCCUCCCGAGAUUCACACCUAUCCGGCGGCCAUUAGCUUUACGGUUACGGAUAUGGACACGGAGGAGGUGACCGAGCACACCUUCUCGCUGGCGAAGGAUAUCAACUUUGUGACUGCACACCCGUGUGUGCCGUCGCAGCACGUCAAGAUUAUGAAGUCGCCAAGCAGCCCGACUAUUCGGCAGGUGGAUUUGAAUGGUGAUGGUAGUGGUAAGGCUGCUACUGUUCUUGGUAGGUUUCUCUGUCUGUCACUCCUAUCGUUGGUAACUAACAAUACGGCAGGCCAUCCCCUUCACAAGUACUUCGCAUACACUGCGCUCCAUCUCUCGGACCUGCUAUUCUCCAAGAAAGACUUUACACUUGAAGCUCUGCUGGGUGACUACUCCAACGCCCCUCACAAACCAAGCCAGACACCUGCUUCGUCCUCCCCUCCUGCGGCAAAAUUCCUCGUGGUAGACUGCAUCACUGGCUUUCAGCCCCAACCUCAAGAACACGAGAUCCCUCUGUCACCGGUUAUCAGCCGGUCAGACAGCUACAGCAUGAACUCCCCUCUCUCCCCAGUUGGAGGUACUUUUGAGGGAAAGCUGGAGAGCGCCUCGAAGAAGAUGCACAGCGAGAGUAGAAGACGGCAAUUCGGCAGUGACAUGGAGAUGUUGGCUCGGGCGGUGUGUGCAGAGAGGGGGUGGAAUGUGGUUGUUAGUCGGAGAAGAAGAGGCUGUCUGGCAUGCGCGAUUAGGGAGGCGGGAGCGUUGGGUUGGAAGGUGAUUUUGAGAGUGGACUGA